AAGGCCUCGUGGAUAAUGAAUGUGCUACACUCAGGUUUCGGAUUUUCACAGAAUUACAACAAUCUCCAUCCCAUUGACAAGUUGGCUGAAAUUGAAGUGCAGUGGAGCCUAGGAGCCUUCAUCUAUCACAUGCAGACCCUUAGCUUAAUUAACACAAAGAGUCAUUCAUCUUUAAGGGCCUUAUCUAACGGGGGCUCAAUGUUAUCCCCUUAUAAAAAGAAUAUGAUUUCUACUGGUUACUAA
Messenger RNA from Rodentolepis nana, 243 nucleotides. The record is from the annotation of a GenBank genome assembly. NCBI's taxonomy places the organism in Eukaryota, Metazoa, Platyhelminthes, Cestoda, Cyclophyllidea, Hymenolepididae.